AUGGAAGGUUACCAACACUGGGCUCUUUCUAAUGGCUGGGGUGGGCAAGUGUACUGCUCCAAAGAGCAAUCGCAGUCUGCACACCUCUGGAAAUCACCUUUCCCAGACGUGGUCCCCUUACAACCCGAAGUGAGCAGCUAUCGGAGGGGACGGAAAAAAAGGGUCCCUUACACCAAAAUCCAGCUGAAGGAGUUGGAAAAGGAGUACGCGGCCAGCAAAUUCAUCACCAAAGAGAAGAGGAGGAGGAUUUCGGCCACCACCAACCUGUCCGAGCGCCAAGUGACUAUCUGGUUCCAGAACCGGAGAGUCAAGGAGAAGAAGGUGGUGAGCAAAUCCAAGACAGCGCAUCUCCACGCCACCUGA
Charadrius vociferus (killdeer) is the source of this 363-nucleotide messenger RNA. RefSeq names its product homeobox C13 (gene HOXC13). Lineage: Eukaryota; Metazoa; Chordata; Aves; Charadriiformes; Charadriidae. The record is from RefSeq and is a predicted model, not a curated record. Gene Ontology annotation, biological process: regulation of transcription by RNA polymerase II. The transcript has 2 exons. Gene Ontology annotation, molecular function: DNA-binding transcription factor activity, RNA polymerase II-specific; RNA polymerase II cis-regulatory region sequence-specific DNA binding. Bases 1 to 363 code for a protein of 120 amino acids.